GGCAGCAUGAGGAAGUCUCACAUGGUGGCUAACAGGGAGAGGAGAGCACGAGCACGCUGAAACACGACUUCCCGACACGCGUUGCCGUUGAAAAUGUCUGCGGCUAAAGUGAAGAUGCGGGAGAAGAAGCUGAGGAACCAGCCGGCCAGUGUGCAGUAUUCCCCGGCCCCUCCGGCCGCGGAGAGGAGUCCCCACAACGGAGGAGAGCCGCCGGGAACCGGAAACACAAACAAAGCCCCCCACCGAAGCGGAUGGGUGCGUGGCCAUCGAAGAGAUGGAGGAGGCUAUACCAAGGAGAUGCCCAAGUACAUCACCGCCGGAGGCUUUGCCAGAGCCAGGGCCGCCGAGGUGAGCGCCAUGCUGAAGGCCGUCACCAAGACGACGGGCAGCAGCCACGUCUUUGGAGCUCUACCCAAACACAUGAGGAGGCGGGCGAUGAGCCACAACACCAAGCGGCUUCCGCGCAGGCUGAGAGACGUGGCCAACCGAAUGCGGGAGAAGAGCCUCCAGGCCGGCGCCAAGAAGAAGGAACAGGCGAAGAGAAAAAGCCGCAAGGCCCGGCGGCGGCAUGGCAACCUGCUGCUGGAGUUCAACCGCCGCCAGCGGAAGAACGUUUGGCUGGAGACACACAUUUGGCACGCCAAGCGCUUCCACAUGGUGAAGAAGUGGGGCUACUGCCUCGGGGACAGACCCACAUACAAAUGCUACCGGCCGUGCUACCGAGCCAUGAGCAGCCACUGCCUCCUGCAGGAUCUGUCUUAUUACUGCUGCAUCGAGCUCCAGGGAGAGGAGGACAAGCUGCUGGCCGCCCUCUCACAGCUGAGCAGCAAGGAAGCCGGUCCUACAUUUGCAGCCGCUGUGUGUCUGUCCGGCUGCAGACAGGGCAGCGUGGUGGUGUACAGAGCAGGGCGGUACCCCUCACAGCCGCUCGGCUCGGUCACCUUCCUCUGGAGGCCGCGGGCGCCGGGCUCGGCCCACAGGCAGCUGUGGAUCUGGGUUCAUCCCACCCUCAAGCAGGAUCUGCUCCCUGAGCUGCAGGCCGUCUGCCAGUGCCUUGAGGCUGUGGUGCCUCCGGUUGUACCAGUGGUUACCGCCGCAGAGGUCCAGCCUGCUGGAGAACCAGAGGUGAAGCCGGAGAGCCCUCCAGGAGCCGAGCCAAAACCCGGGACCAAGAGAAAGAGAAGCUGCAAGGACGCCGGCGGACCGCCUGCUAAGAAGAUAAUUGGAGAUGGAACCAGAUCACCCUCCACCCCAGUCACCUGGAAGUCCGGCUCAACUGGAAUCGUUAUAAAUGAUCUCUCAAUGGAGAUCGUACGCUAUCGGCUGAUUGGACCGCAGUCCCACACCGUGCUGACUGAGACCCUGGAAGCCGCUCCAGGCUGUGAUGAUAAGUCGCAGCCAUCUUCUCUGUGGUGGCCUCAGCACUGCAUGGAUGAAGGCAACAUGAAUCUGCACCAGCAGCAAACCGAAGUCUUUCACCUGCUGAAAGACAUCUACUCCAGCUCUGAGCUCCCUGCCGGCACCGUGCUGGGUCUGACCGUGGAGGACCCCAGGCUGACUUUACCCAGGAAGAAGGUUAAAGCUUUACCCUGUGUACAGCAGACGCAAGAGGUGGAUGAUGACAGAAGGACUGAGCUGGUGUUGCGAGGCGUCCCGGAGCGCUGCUGUCAGAGUUUCCUGUGGGAACAAUCGAUCCGGGAUAACGUCACCGAGAACAAAAUAUCUGAGAAGGAGUUGAACCGGAUCAGGAGCGAGGUGCUCGUGCCCGGCUCCAGACUGAGCAGCAGUCCUCUGCAGGGCCGGGUCCCCGUCCUCCUGGUCCACCAGCCCGGGAAGCAGGCGGGCCACGAGAUGAGCUGCUGGGGUGCCGGCUGGGACCUGCUGCUCCCUAAAGGCUGGGGCAUGGCCUUCUGGAUCCCCCUGGUGUACAGAGGAGUCCGAGUCGGCGGGCUGAACAUGAGCCUGAAACACUCUCAGAACAAAGCCGCUCCUCACUUCCCCCACGAUUACCCCGACUGCCCCGCCGGCGCCCGCUUCCAGGAGGAGCAGGAGGCCGAGCUGCUGGACAGCUUCACAAGGCAUCCGCCCGCCAAGAGGACCAAUUACAUUAAACAUGGAUGUCUGGCUCCUUUCCGUUGCCCGUGGCAACAGCUGGCAGAGGAGUGGGAGCUCAUCGCCGGGGGAGGAGGCGGAGAGGAGCGGGGAGGAGGCAGCCAGACAACAGCGCGCUCCGAAGCCCCGACGGAGGUGGAGAAGACGUCACAGCCGGACGUACCGAAGCCCGUGAGCCGCUUCACCGUCCUGAGGAACAGGAAGGCUCUGAGGCUGCUGUCCAGCUGGUGCAGGCCCACCACGUCCAGAGGUCAGAGGUUACGCCGCGUCGGGGACGAGCCGCCGCUGGUCCGCUCGGCCGCCGCGUCCUUUCUCAGUGCGCACCCGAUGAGUCUGGUGUGGGUGCGUCUCUCGCUGCCGUCGAAGGGCCGACCGGAGCUCCACGCCAUGCUGUGCGCGCCGACCGCCGAGGACCUGACGCUGCCGGGCGGCGGCGGCCCCCAGGAGCCCCCCCACCGGGACCACUUCAGGAGCCGGGACAAAGGCAAGAAGAAGACCGAGUCCCCGGCCGGCCGGGUGUUGGGGCUGUGGCCCGACCCCCUGCCCAGCGUGGCCUCGCACUGCGCCCGGGUGGCUCUGGGCUGGGUCACGCAGGGCGACUUCUCGCUGUCGGCCGGCUGCGGCGAGGCGCUGGGCUUCGUCAGCGCCGCCGGCCUGCUGGAGACCCUCCUGAGCCAGCCGCCGGACCGCAGAGGGACGCUGCUGCUGCGGAACCCCACCUCCCUGCACUACCGCUUCGCUAAGGUCAACGUGGAGGUGUGAGCGACGCGUCCCAGCAUGAGCACAUCCUCAGAGGCUCUCAGACCCGAGCAGCAGUCUCUCCUCCCCGUGCUUCCAUCGAGCAACUGUGCCUUGUUAAAAAUACACCGACUGCAUAACCUGGUGGCGUCCAUCAAGAGAGGAGUCGGAGUUGUGUGUCAAACACUCUGAGAAGAGACAGCCUCACUGUUUCAGCUGUGUUAUGGUUUGUUUUCUUUGAGCAAUGCCUUGGUUUUGUUGGAAACAUUCUGUGAACUUGUUUUCCAAAAGAAACUAAUUUAUGAUCUAUUUUUUAUGACUUUGCUGAGAUAGGACUGUAUGUUCCUGGCUUUUUGUUUUCACCACUAACAAACUCAUAUUAGACAUUCUGGGCUGCAGAAGCAUGUCAGCUGAACAGUUGUUGAGGUGUUUUUUGUUUGAAUUGGAGCUAAUAAAACCCCUCU
Salarias fasciatus (jewelled blenny) is the source of this 3314-nucleotide messenger RNA. It is a transcript of the gene pop1, whose product is annotated as POP1 homolog, ribonuclease P/MRP subunit. Gene Ontology annotation, cellular component: ribonuclease MRP complex; nucleolar ribonuclease P complex. The record is from RefSeq and is a predicted model, not a curated record. The coding region runs from base 94 to 2874 and encodes 926 amino acids. Gene Ontology annotation, biological process: tRNA 5'-leader removal. Lineage: Eukaryota; Metazoa; Chordata; Actinopteri; Blenniiformes; Blenniidae. The transcript has 15 exons.